AUGACUAAGUGGACCAAAAAAUCUUACGAUGAGGAGGAGAUGGAGAAGAAGCUGCUCGAACCGUAUGAAUAUUUAGUUCCGUUACGUAUCUAUGGAUUUGUAGUUUCUAAGCUGCCCGAGGCAUACAAUUAUUGGCUAAAAAUACCGGAGGACAAACUACAACCGAUACAGAAAAUUUUGGUCAAGCUAAACAACUCAUUCGCUAUGCAAGAUGACGUUCAAGACGAGUCGCUGUACAGACGCUCGCGGCCCACCGCACACAGGGUGUUCGGGAAAGCGCUUACUAUCAACACCAGUAUACAUCUGCAGUUCCUAGCUCUGAAGGACAUCACACAACUAGGUCACCCCAAGUGUGUGGAAGUUUUCUGUAACGCUUAUCUCAGACUGGUCCGAGGAGCCGGAGCGGCGAUCUACUGGAGAGACCAUCAAUGUGACGUCACACUCGACGACUAUUUCCAAAUGGCCAUCAACCAAUCAGGGAGUGAAUUGAUUUUUUUACCUGAGCUCAUGCAACUGUUUAGCGAGAACAAAACAAGUUACGAAUAUUUGGCGAAAAUGUUCUCAAUUUACUAUCAGUUGCGGGAUGAGUAUGUGGACUUGAAGAAACCGGAGGCUGUUGAAGAGGGAGCGCGAAUAUCGGAGCUUACGGGACUUUCCACGCUGACGUUCUGCGACGACUUCACUGAGGGUAAAUUUAGCGCACCCGUCAUACACGCGCUGAAGGGGCCACAUCGAGAAGUCAUCUUAGGUAUACUGAAGAUGCGCACACGCGACAUUCAAGUAAAGAAGUACCUGUUGUCGCUCCUGGAGGCCAGCGGUAGUAUCGCCAAGACGAGGGAGCUGCUGCACGAGCUGGAGGCUGAUAUUUUGACCGAGAUUCGAAGAUUGGGUGGAAAUCCGGUUUUUGAGGCAUUGAUGUGCGAUCUGCAAAGUUGGGAUGAACGUACAUACUAUAGCAAAUGA
Messenger RNA from Aricia agestis (brown argus), 963 nucleotides. Its product is annotated as geranylgeranyl pyrophosphate synthase-like. The coding region runs from base 1 to 963 and encodes 320 amino acids. Gene Ontology annotation, biological process: isoprenoid biosynthetic process. Lineage: Eukaryota; Metazoa; Arthropoda; Insecta; Lepidoptera; Lycaenidae. Gene Ontology annotation, molecular function: prenyltransferase activity. The transcript has 9 exons. The record is from RefSeq and is a predicted model, not a curated record.